AUGGCGGAUGGGGCACAGGCCAACCCCAAAGUGUUGAGGAAGAAGGUGCUGGUUAGGCACCCCUCCGGGUGGAGGGGCCCAAGUCUCAGGGCCUCUUUUCCUUGGAGAACCUCGAGUGCGAGUGUGGACGUGGCCUCGGCUCCCUGGGUUCCCCGUGGGCGCCGCACGCUCCUGCCCGCGGCCCGCAGCAGCCUGCUUAACCUGAAGUCCAUGGUGGAAACCAUCACAGGGAGGAGUGCCAUCUUGUCCUUCGUGGGCUACGGCUGCUACUGUGGACUAGGAGGGCACGGGCUGCCCAUGGAUGAGGUGGACUGGUGCUGCCACGCCCAUGACUGCUGCUACCAGAAGCUCUUCGACCUGGGCUGCCACCCCUAUGUGGACCACUAUGAAUACACCAUCGAGAACAAUACUUCCAUCACCUGCAGUGAGCUCAACGAGACCGAGUGUGACAAGCAGACCUGUGAGUGUGACAAGAACGUGGUUCUGUGCCUCCGGAACCAGACGUACAAUGAGAAACAUCGCAACUACCUCAACAUCUACUGUCAGGGCCCCACGCCCAACUGCAGCAUCUACGAGCCGCCCCUGGAGGAGGCGGCCUACAGGCACAUCUCCCCCACUCCCCCUGCACCUCCCUAG
Puma concolor (puma) is the source of this 636-nucleotide messenger RNA. NCBI's taxonomy places the organism in Eukaryota, Metazoa, Chordata, Mammalia, Carnivora, Felidae. The record is from RefSeq and is a predicted model, not a curated record.